UGAGUUUCCGGUCGGAGGCCUUUGCCCAGCGCCCCGCGUCCCUGAGGGGCGGCGGCGCUGGCGGCGGCGGAGGCAGCAGGGGGAUCCGGAAGUCAACACCAUGUCGAGUCUGCACAAGAGCCGGAUUGCAGAUUUCCAGGAUGUCCUGAAGGAGCCCACGAUUGCCUUGGAAAAGCUUCAGGAACUCAGUUUUAGUGGCAUCCCCUGUGAGGGCGGACUGCGGUGCCUCUGCUGGAAGAUUCUCUUGAACUACCUCCCGUUGGAGAGAGCGUCAUGGACCUCCAUCCUGGCCAAGCAGAGGGAGCUGUAUUCUCAGUUCCUGAGGGAAAUGAUCAUCCAGCCUGGCAUCGCCAAGGCCAACAUGGGUGUAUCCAGGGAGGAUGUGACCUUUGAGGACCAUCCACUCAACCCCAACCCCGACAGCCGAUGGAACACGUACUUCAGGGACAACGAGGUGCUGCUGCAGAUCGACAAAGAUGUCCGAAGGCUGUGCCCGGACAUAUCCUUCUUCCAGAGGGCCACCGAGUACCCCUGCCUCCUCAUCCUGGAUCCGCAGAAUGAGUUCGAGACCCUUCGUAAGCGGGUGGAACAGACGACACUGAAAUCCCAGACGGUGGCCCGGAACCGGAGCGGGGUCACAAAUAUGAGUUCCCCGCACAAGAACGCGGCGCCCUCAUCCCUGAACGAGUAUCAGGUGCUGCCCAACGGCUGUGAGGCCCACUGGGAGGUGGUGGAGCGGAUUCUGUUCAUCUACGCCAAGCUCAACCCUGGCAUCGCUUACGUGCAGGGCAUGAAUGAGAUCGUGGGGCCCCUGUACUACACCUUUGCCACCGACCCCAACAGCGAGUGGAAGGAGCACGCUGAGGCGGACACCUUUUUCUGCUUCACCAACCUCAUGGCUGAGAUCCGGGACAACUUCAUCAAGAGCCUUGAUGACUCCCAGUGUGGCAUCACCUACAAGAUGGAAAAGGUGUACUCCACCCUGAAGGAUAAGGACAUGGAACUCUACCUGAAGCUGCAAGAGCAGAAUAUCAAGCCCCAGUUCUUUGCCUUCCGCUGGCUGACACUGCUGCUGUCCCAGGAGUUCUUGCUGCCUGAUGUCAUCCGGAUCUGGGACUCCCUGUUUGCCGACAACAGCCGCUUUGAUUUCCUCCUUCUGGUCUGCUGCGCCAUGCUCAUACUGAUCCGGGAGCAGUUGCUGGAAGGGGACUUUACCGUAAACAUGCGGCUCCUGCAGGAUUACCCCAUCACAGACGUCUGCCAGAUCCUACAGAAAGCCAAGGAACUCCAAGACUCACAGUAGCCUGGUGGCAAGAGGCCCAGGUUUGGGAGAGAAGCCACCGCCAACCUCUGUGCCCUGGCUUCUGGGACGUGCAGGAGCCUGUGGGGUCCCAGCCAGAGGGGCUGCUACAGGAUCAGCCCGCUCCAGGCCUCUCACCCUGGCCUCUCCCACCGGGGGCCCGCUGUGCCCUGCUCCUUCCUAACCACUGAGCCCUGGCUCCUCCCCCCGCUCCACCCCUUCAAUCCUGGACCCUUUGCCCAGGCUGCUGAGCAAGGCAGGAGCUUGUGAGGUGGUGUCCUGGGGCUGGGGCAGAUGCGGGCCCUGGGGGUAGGCAGGGGCCCCUCCCUGCCUCUGCUCUGCUUCUCUCUUCCUGCUCUCCUGCUCCGUCUUCUGGGCGCUGGUCGGGGAGGUGCUUGGCAAAUGAGCCAGAAACCACUUCUGGAGGUUGGUGCUUGGGCUUCUCCACAGGGAAGGUGACACCGUGAAGGAGCUAAGAGGCUGCCAGGCCCAGGUCUCACCGUCUGUCUCUUUCCCACGGAGUGCACGCGCGCGUGUGUGUGUGUGUGUGUGUGCGUGUGUGCGUGUGUGUGUGUGUGUAGUUGUGGGUUGCUGUGUAUCUUUUAAUCCCUCUCGCGUGUGCUUC
Messenger RNA from Physeter macrocephalus (sperm whale), 1925 nucleotides. RefSeq names its product TBC1 domain family member 13 (gene TBC1D13). Lineage: Eukaryota; Metazoa; Chordata; Mammalia; Artiodactyla; Physeteridae. Gene Ontology annotation, biological process: activation of GTPase activity; intracellular protein transport. Gene Ontology annotation, molecular function: GTPase activator activity. The record is from RefSeq and is a predicted model, not a curated record. Bases 101 to 1303 code for a protein of 400 amino acids. The transcript is spliced from 12 exons.